Molecule: messenger RNA, 3873 nt
Organism: Gallus gallus (chicken)
Lineage: Eukaryota; Metazoa; Chordata; Aves; Galliformes; Phasianidae
Gene: NUP107
Product: nucleoporin 107
Exons: 28
Coding region: 953-3658 (901 amino acids)
Biological process (GO): post-transcriptional tethering of RNA polymerase II gene DNA at nuclear periphery; regulation of DNA-templated transcription; protein import into nucleus
Cellular component (GO): nuclear pore outer ring; nuclear pore
Molecular function (GO): structural constituent of nuclear pore
Source: RefSeq, a predicted model, not a curated record
GCCGAGGGCCGGCGCCGGUGGAGGCGGGAACGCUCGAGUGGGGCCGGGCCGCCAUGGACAGGUGAGUAGCGGCGGCGGCGGCGGUGGGGCUGCGGGUUCCCGGCUGUCCUCCACCGUCACCGGCACCGGGCGGGUUAAGGGUGGCGGCGCCGCGUGGCCCUGUCGGGCAGCGGGGCCCUCCGUGCGGCUGAGGCCUCCCCGCGGCUCUGGGCGAACGCCGGCCCCGCUGCCCGUUCCCGGGCCGGGCGGCCGUGAAGCGACCUCGUCCUUCCCAGCGGCCCUGCUCAGCCGGGCGGGUGGUCUGGCGGGGCGGAGCAGAACACAGUGACGCUACAACCGCUUGCUGAGGGUUCCCAACAGCUCCUCACUGGGGUUUGCAUCUCUGGUAGUUUUUUUUUUUCCUGGCAAACUCCGUUUCCUGGGAUGCUAAGCAAUGCUGGAUGGCAUCCAGAGGAACCUGGGCGGGCUAAAGAGAUGGACCCGUGCCAGCCUCACAAAGUGCAGUGGAAUAGUAGUAUUACGUUGUGUUUAUGUAAGAUUUAGAUUAAACUUGAUAGUAUUGAGUUGGGUUUUUUUUUUUUUUUUUUCCUCUUACAUGUUUUUUUUUUUUUUCUGCUGUUCAUUCUGGGGCAAAGAAGACCGAGGAGAGGAUCUCAUUAAUGUUUAUAAAUGCCUAAAGGGAAGUGGAGGUGGGAGGCAAAUGGGUGAGGCCAAGUUCUUCUCAGUGGUGUGGUGAUAGGACAAGGAGCAGUGGCCUAAAACUUGAGCAUAGGAAGUUCCGUACUAAUAUGCAAAAGAACUUCUUUAUGGUAUGAGUGACGGAUCAUUGGAACAGAUUACCCAGAGAUAUUGUGGAGUCUCCUGUGGAGAUAUGUGAGACCAUCUGGACACCUACCUGUGCGACCCUGUGAGAAACAGUUUUGGAGAGGUACUGUCGCCCCUCAGUACAGAGAUGGCCAAGUCUGGCCGAAAACAAAGCUCUCAGAAAAGAGUUUCCAUUCUUACAUCCCUGGAUGACAGUAUUGGAAGUAUGACACCCAGAGGCCAGGUGAUUCCCCGAACUCCCAGUUCGUUGUUUCGCCAGCCAUUUACUGCACUAUCUCGAAGCUCUCUGAAACAGACAGACAUAUCUACCAUCCUGGGUGCAGCAGGGAAAUCUCCUCUGAUUCUGCAGAAUUCUGGUCUGCUCGGCAAUCAGUCAAUGUUGGAUGAAAGUAACUGGACAGCAAUGCUCUCACCUCAGCAGACAGGAAUGUUUGCAAAUCUAGACUUGACAGAAGAUGUCACCACAAGUGCUGUACUGUUGCGUGAGGAUGAUCCUGGGGAAGCUGCUACUAUGAGCAUGUACUCAGAUUUUCUGCAAUCCUUCCUGAAACAUACAUCAACUACCAUUUUCGAUCUUGUGGAUGAGUACGAAAGUAUAUGUAAUAAUCAGGUGAAUAUACUGGGGAAGAUAGUUUACAGAGCAACUCCUGGACAGCAGAAGUUUUCAAAAACUGCCAGUGUCUUGUGGCUUCUCAAGCAGGAGAUGGUAACGUGGAGGCUGUUGUCCUCACUUUAUAGAGACAGAAUACAAUCUGCACUGGAAGAUGAAACUGCCUUUGACAUCACAGUGUUAAAUGCAAGUGAAAAGACAAGUGUAGACAACUUGUUUCAGAAAGAUGCACUUGUUCGACAAAGCCAGCUGGUGGUAGAUUGGCUAGAGAGCAUCGCCAAGGAUGAAAUUGGGAACUUCUCUGAUAAUAUUGAGUUUUAUGCAAAAUCUGUAUAUUGGGAGAAUACGCUACAUAUCCUGAAGCAGAGACAGUUAAGUACAUACAUUGGAAGUUCUCGACCUCUGGUAACAGAGUUGGAUCCAGAUGCUCCCAUAAGACAGAAACUGCCACUUGAUGAUUUGGAUCGAGAAGAUGAUGCAAGAUUACUGAAGUAUCUCUUCACUCUUAUCAGAGCAGGGAUGACAGAUGAGGCACAACGCUUAUGCAAACGAUGUGGUCAGGCCUGGAGAGCUGCAACUUUGGAAGGAUGGAAAUUGUAUCACGAUCCCAACAUAAAUGGAGUAGGAAACGAGGUACAGCCUGUUGAAGGGAAUCCAUACAGAUGCAUUUGGAAAAUAUGUUGUUGGCGUAUGGCUGAAGAGGAGCAAUUUAACAGAUACGAGAGAGCAAUCUAUGCAGCACUCAGUGGAAACCUCAAGCAGCUUCUUCCAGUUUGUGACACCUGGGAGGACACUGUUUGGGCAUAUUUUAGGGUCAUGGUGGAUACACUUGUGGAGCAGGAAAUACGAACAUCAGUAGUAACUACAGAGGAGGUGGAAGAGCUCCCUAGAGAGUAUUUAGAAACCAACUGGACUACAGAAAGAGUGUUUGAAGAACUUCAGGCAACAGACAAAAAGAGAGUUAUAGAGGAGAACCAAGAACACUAUCGUGUGAUUCAGAAAUUCAUUAUACUGGGAGAUGUGGAUGGUCUGAUGGAAGAGUUCAGCAGAUGGCUUUCCAAAGACAGAAGUGUGCUGCCAGGGCACCUCCUUCGCUUCAUGACACAUCUUAUUCUGUUUUUCCGCACUUUGGGCCUGCAAACUAAGGAGGAAGUUUCUGUUGAAGUCCUGAAGACCUACAUUCAGCGGAUGAUAUCAGAGAAGCACACAGACUUAAUAGCAUUUUAUGUUAGCCACCUGCCCCCAGAGCUGGCUGUUGUCCAGUAUGCUCUGUUCCUGGAAGACGUUACUGAAAGCGAUCAACGCCACCACUGCCUUGAAUUAGCAAAAGAAGCAGGCCUGGAUGUUGCAGCCAUAACGAAAACUGUUGUUGAGAACAUCCGCAAGAAGGAUGCUGGGGAUUUCAGUCACCAUGAUCAUAUGUUAGACACAGGCACAACAGAGGCAGAUCGGCUGAAAAUAGACGUGAUUGACUGGCUCGUAUUUGAUCCUGCACAGAGGGCUGAAGCACUCAAGCAAAGCAAUGCUAUCAUGAGGAAGUUCUUGGCAUCCAAGAAGCACGAAGCUGCAAAAGACGUGUUUGUAAAGAUUCCUCAAGACUCUAUAGCAGAAAUAUAUAACCAAUGGGAAGAACAGGGAAUAGAAGCCUCUCUUCCAGCUGAAGACGACAAUGCCAUAAGAGAACAUUUAUGUAUACGGGCAUAUUUGGAAGCCCAUGAAAUCUUCAAUAAAUGGUUUCAACACAUGAACUCGGCUCCACAGAAGCCACCUUUGUUGCCACAAGCAAGUUUCACUGAAAAAGUGGCCCAUGAACAUAAAGAAAAAAAGUACGAGGUGGACUAUGGUAUCUGGAAAAGUUUCUUGGAUGGUCUUACAAGUGAUGUCAAGGAGAAAAUGUACAAUGUGUUGCUGUUUGUUGAUGGAGGAUGGAUGGUUGAUGUUAGAGAGGAUGCUGAAGAGGACCCCGAACGAACGCAUCAGAUGAUUCUGCUGCGAAAGCUGUGUCUGCCAAUGAUGUGCUUCUUACUGCACACGGUGCUGCAUAGUACUGGGCAGUACCAGGAGUGCCUGCGGCUGGCUGACAUGGUGGCAUCUGAGCGACACAAGCUCUAUUCGGUAUUUUCAAAAGAAGAACUCCGAAAAUUCCUACAGAAGCUGAGGGAAUCCUCUCUGAUGCUGCUGGACCAGGACCUCGAUCCCUUGGGAUAUGAAAUUCAGUCUUAGAAUUUCCUGUAGGUAUCUGCAAAAACUUCUGAACGUGAAACCCGGACGCUUCGAUCCGCUGUGGUUCGUCGUGUAAUCUGUUCUGAUCUUUGUUCCAAGGAACGCAGCUGCACAGAUUUCACUUCUGAAGCCCUGACCGACGUGAGAGGAUAUUUGUUACGGUCUCUUUUGUCACUUUUUUUCUUUUUUUUCUUAAUAAAUGUGAUUUACAAACA